Pseudophryne corroboree (corroboree frog) is the source of this 1583-nucleotide messenger RNA. RefSeq names its product apoptosis-associated speck-like protein containing a CARD. The transcript has 4 exons. Bases 185 to 808 code for a protein of 207 amino acids. The record is from RefSeq and is a predicted model, not a curated record. Gene Ontology annotation, biological process: innate immune response; regulation of apoptotic process; inflammatory response. Lineage: Eukaryota; Metazoa; Chordata; Amphibia; Anura; Myobatrachidae.
AUCAGACAGUUUCUGAGCACCAGGUGGCAUUACACGAAUGCAGAACAUAGAGAGGGAAAACCAUACACAGGACAUCUGACAAGUGAAAGUUCUGCAGAGCAACCGGAGACUAAGCAAGGGCUGCCAGCAGGCUAUAACCCAGGAGGCCGUGCCAACUUGCUAGGGUGAAGUAUAGGAAGAAGAGAUGGUGAGGACAGCCCGGGAUGCCCUAGUGACCGCCCUGGAAAACUUGGAGAAGAAGGGACUAAAGAAGUUCAGGAACAAGCUGAAUGACUGGCCAAACAAAGAGGGAACUAGAAAGAUCCCAAGAGGCCAGCUAGAGGACAAAUGCCCUGAUGACGUUGCUAAUAAGAUCAGGGACUUCUACACAUUUCCCUAUGGGAUCGAGGUGGCCUUGGAUGUUCUAGAAGCUAUAGACGAGAAGGAAGUGGCGGCAGGACUCCGUGCAGACCUGAGAAAUGUGGAUGGCUUUGUGUUUGAACAGCAGCAGGAGAGAACUGAUCCUGGAGCGACCUGUAAAGUUACUCCUCCUCUCCCUGAACCCACCAGAGAGCACUUUGUGAUUGAACACCGGGAGGCUCUGAUAAGCCGGAUGUCCCUGGUGGAAUCGGUCCUAGACACACUUCUGCAGAAGAAACUGCUGACAGAUGAACAAUACAACGUUGUCCGCAACAAACCAACUAGUCAGGAGAAGAUGCGAGAGCUCUACAGCCAUGCCAGAUCCUGGGGGAACACCGACAAGGACAUCUUCUAUGAAGCCCUGAAGAAACAUAACGCUCCUCUCAUCCGGGACCUGGAAAGGUCCUAAAGCUUUCCCCGAGUAAUAGUAAUGCAGCUACAGCGUUACCUCCUGAGACCAGCGUCCUGUAUCUGCGGAGAUGUGCGGCGUGUCCCAUCACACUGUACAUUGGUGCCACCUGCGUCAUACACAGACACAGCAUCCGCCCAGAGCUUCAUUCAUGUUCUUGAUGUUUAUCAAAUAUUUUUUUUAUAUGAUUUUUACCAUAAUUUCUUAAUGUAGAGAUCAUUUUAUCCAUGUCUGCUCUUUAGUUUUUAUCUUAUUUUUUAUAAUCAAGCAUUUUAUCAAUUUAUACAAAACUCUGGCCUCACCACACAGCACAUUCCCCCUACAUGUCAUUCCACCUGGAAAUGCUCUAAUGGCCCAUAUCACACAGCACAUUAACCCUACAUGUCAUUCCACCUGGAAAUGCUCUAAUGGCCGAUAUCACACAGCACAUUCCUCCUACAUGUCAUUCCACCUGGAAAUGCUCUAAUGGCCCAUACUACACAGCACAUUCCUCCUACAUGUCAUUCCACCUGGAAAUGCUCUAAUGGCCCAUACCACACAGCACAUUACCCCUACAUGUCAUUCCACCUGGAAAUGCUCUAAUGGCCGAUAUCACACAGCACAUUCCUCCUACAUGUCAUUCCACCUGGAAAUGCUCUAAUGGCCGAUAUCACACAGCACAUUCCUCCUACAUGUCAUUCCACCUGGAAAUGCUCUAAUGGCCCAUACUACACAGCACAUUCCUCCUACAUGUCAUUCCACCUGCAAAUGCUCUAAUGGCCGAUAUCACACAGCA